AUGGGAGAUCUAUGGAAUUUGGAAGUUGCACCUGCUAUCAAAAUAUUUCUCUGGAAAUGUGCUCAUGAAAUCCUCCCAACUAAUGCUAAAACCGCAAGCAUUCUUCACUAUAUUGAUCCUAUAUGCAAGAUAUGCAAAAGUGGGGAGGAGACAAUGACACACAUGUUCCUCAAUUUCCCAGCUGCUACUGAUGUUUGGCAUCAUAUGUUUGGUGAAAGUCAUGGUCUGUUUGACCAUCAAUUAUCUUUCAUGGAUUGUUUCAAUACUUGGUUUCAACAUACAACUAACAGUGAAAAUAUCAGCACUUAUGCUACUACUUGCUGGUUUAUUUGGAAGGCUAGAUGUGAUCUAGUUUUGCAAAACAUCAAACCCAAUUAUAAGAAAACCACUCUUAGUAUUCAACAACACUUAUGUGAUUAUAACAAAAUCCAAAAUUUGGCUCAUCAUGCCCUGAAUACUCAGGGGCAUAUCUCUGAAACUGGUCUUCAAAGAGAAGAAACAGGAUUCCAUGUUGGGAUCCCUCAGCAAAAGCAGGAUUAUGGCAAAUAUGUUGAUAGCAGAGGACACACAGGCCAAUUGGGAGCAAGCGGAUCCACAGGAGGAGCAGAACUAGCAUUUGGCUGGGCUGAGGAAAAGUAG
This is a messenger RNA of Papaver somniferum (opium poppy), 639 nucleotides long. RefSeq lists its product as uncharacterized. NCBI's taxonomy places the organism in Eukaryota, Viridiplantae, Streptophyta, Magnoliopsida, Ranunculales, Papaveraceae. Bases 1 to 639 code for a protein of 212 amino acids. The record is from RefSeq and is a predicted model, not a curated record. The transcript has 2 exons.